AAGGAUAAGAAAAUUCGAAGAAGGAGAAAAGAAUGAGGGAAUGACCCAUUAUACUCUGCAUCAACAACGUUCUUCCCUUCUACCUUUUCGCUCUUGGUAUCCCUCCCUCCCUCAGUUCUUCCCUCAAGGUAUUGGGUAUUUGCAGGUCAAAGGUAUUCAACCACUUUUUCUUUAUUUAUCUUGUGUUUGAUUUUUUAUUUUGUAAUUAGAUCAAAGCGAGAUAUAGAAAAAAGAUGCAACACAAUCUGUUCACAACGAUUCGUAGUUUGAAGAUUGUGGAUGGUUGCAAGGGUACACAAGUUUAUGCCCUAAAUCCAUCUGCAAAUGCCGCCGGAAUUGGUGGAUGUGGUGGUGGAGAUAAGCUUCAUGACCAUCUUAAAGCAAGCUCUAUUCGUAGUAAAUCUAUGCAUAACAGCUCCAUAAACGAAAUCCUUCUUCCUUAUGGGCUUCCUGUGACUGACUUCCUUGAGCCCCCCAUUGAACCAUAUCUCAAAUCUGUGAAUUUCGUUGACACCCUUUCCGAUGUCUAUCGUCGCCUUGAGGGUUCUCCUCCUCUUGACAAAUCGACAGUCUACCUUGAACAAAGCUCCAUUUUUCGUUGUCUGUCGGACCCAAAACUGCUCCGUCGGAGUCUGCGUUCUGCACGUCAACAUGCGGUUGACGUUCAUUCCAAAGUGGUGCUCUCUGCGUGGCUAAGGUUUGAAAGGAGAGAGGAUGAACUCCAUGGGUCAUCUUCCAUGGAUUGUAGCGGACGCAAUAUUGAAUGUCCUAAGGCCACUCUGGUUUCUGGGUACUAUCCAGAUUCGGUCUCUGACCCUUGUUUGUGUCGUUGGAGCUCUCCGGAAGAUGCCGAUGUCGGAAUUUCGAUGGAGCAGGAAGAAUGUUCGACUUCCGAUGAAGAUGGGGACAUCUCAUUCUGCAUUGUUGAUGAAGAGGUUAGAUGUGUUCGAUACAACAUUGCCUCUCUUUCGAGACCAUUCAUGACAAUGCUUUAUGGUAGUUUUACAGAGUCACGGAGAGAGAAGAUUAAUUUCACACACAAUGAGAUAUCAAUAAAGGGAAUGCAAGCUGUCGAGGUUUACAGCAGGACAAGGAAAUUAGAUUGGUUUCCUCCGGAUAUUGUAUUGGAGCUGCUUAGUUUUGCAAACAAGUUCUGUUGUGAGGAAAUGAAGUCUGCUUGUGAUGCCAAAUUGGCAUCACUGGUUUCUAAUCUUGAUGAUGCCUUAAUAUUGAUUGAUUAUGGGUUAGAAGAGAUGGCGUAUCUUCUGGUUGCUUCUUGCCUGCAGGUCAUACUGAGGGAGCUACCAAAGGCUUUGUACAAUCCUAAUGUGAUGAGAUUGUUUUGUGGUUGGGAGGCUAGGGAGAGAUUGGCCAUGGUGGGGCAUGCUUCAUUUCUGUUGUAUUACUUCUUGAGCCAGGUGGCUAUGGAGAAUGACAUGAAAUCAAACACAACCGUGAUGUUGUCGGAGAGGAUGGGAGAAUGUGCAGUGUUGGGGUGGCAGAAGCAGCUUGCAUUGCACCAACUGGGAUGUGUGAUGCUUGAGAGAAAAGAGUAUAAGGAUGCCCAGAAAUGGUUUGAGGCAGCCACAGAGGCCGGUCAUGUAUAUUCAUUGGCGGGUAUUGCAAGGACCAAAUACAAACGGGGACACACAUAUUCAGCAUUCAAGUUGAUGAACUCCCUCAUCUCAGAGUAUAAACCAGUUGGAUGGAUGUACCAAGAGCGAUCUUUGUAUUGUAUUGGGAAAGAGAGAAUGAUGGAUUUGCAAACUGCAACAGAGUUGGACCCUACACUUUCGUUUCCGUACAAGUAUAGGGCAGUUGCAAUGGUAGAAGAGAAGAAGAUUGGAGCAGCCAUCUCUGAGAUCAACAAGAUCAUCGGGUUCAAGGUCUCCCCUGACUGCAUUGAGUUACGUGCUUGGUUCAAUAUUGCCAUUGAGGAUUAUGAGGGAGCUUUAAGAGACAUUAGGGCACUCUUGACUUUGGACCCAAAUUACAUGAUGUAUCAUGGACAGGUUCAUGGGGACUCCGUGAUCGGGCUCCUUUGCCAGCAUGUUCAACAGUGGAGCCAGGCUGAUUGCUGGAUGCAACUUUAUGACAGAUGGUCCUCUGUUGAUGAUAUUGGCUCUCUGGCUGUUGUACACCAGAUGCUGGCCAAUGACCCUGGGAAAAGCCUUCUACGAUUUCGGCAGUCCCUCCUUCUUCUAAGGUUAAAUUGCCAAAAGGCUGCAAUGUGCAGUUUGCGUUUGGCUAGAAAUCAUUCUAGUUCUGAGCAUGAAAGGCUUGUCUAUGAAGGAUGGAUUUUAUACGACACAGGUCAUCGUGAAGAAGCAUUAGCUAAGGCGGAGGAGUCCAUUUCCAUUCAAAGAUCGUUUGAAGCAUUUUUUCUUAAAGCAUAUGCUUUAGCCGACACUAGCCUAGAUACUGAAUCGUCAUCCUACGUCGUUCAACUUCUAGAGGAAGCUCUUAGAUGCCCUUCUGAUGGUCUUCGGAAAGGACAAGCAUUAAAUAAUCUAGGGAGUGUCUACGUAGACUGUGAUAAGCUGGAUCUUGCUGCAGACUGCUACUUGAAUGCUCUUAACAUAAGGCAUACACGAGCACAUCAAGGCUUGGCACGUGUUUAUCAUCUCAAGAACCAAAGAAAGGCUGCCUAUGAUGAGAUGACAAAACUGAUAGAGAAGGCUCGAAACAAUGCAUCAGCAUAUGAGAAACGUUCAGAAUACUGUGACCGUGACAUGGCAAGGAAUGAUCUCAGUACAGCAACACAAUUAGACCCCCUGCGGACUUACCCCUACAGAUAUAGGGCAGCAGUGCUGAUGGAUGACCACAAAGAAGCUGAAGCCAUUGCGGAGCUUACAAAGGCCAUAGCUUUCAAGCCAGAUCUGCAGCUUCUUCAUCUUCGAGCUGCAUUUCAUGAUUCGAUGGGUGACGCUACAUCCUCUUUGCAAGACUGUGAGGCAGCUCUCUGCCUUGAUCCCAGCCACACAGACACGCUCGAACUCUAUAAUAAAGCGCAGGAACGAACUACUGAUCAACAGGAUAAAAAGUGAUUAAGCAAGAUGGAUUUUCCAAAUUUUUUGUCACUACUGUUGAAGCCAACAGUUAUCACCUCAUACCUCUCUGGUUUUGGGAUUCUGGACUAUUACCUCUAAAAGCAACCAAGUGCAGAUUUAUCAUGACCGUGAGGAGGAAAGUGGAAGAAGAGAAUGAGAAGAAAGAGGAGCUGAGAGUAUUAUGUAUAUAUUCAUACCCCGAUUAUGAAAUUAGAUUUGGUUAUAGCACAGGGUACAACUGCUGCCCAUUAGACUGCUCCAUUGUUAGAGGGUGCUGUCAAAAAAGGAGGAAAAGAAAGAAAUUGUGUACAUUAUGAAAUGAAAGCUUGUGAUGAAUUGUGUGUCCAGUUGUAAUGUUCACUUUUCUUGUAACAUUUCUUUCACCUUAUAUAGUUCUCUUUCACAAGUUUUCCUCAUAAAAGAUGGCAUAAUGUUUUCC
This is a messenger RNA of Telopea speciosissima, 3489 nucleotides long. Its product is annotated as ethylene-overproduction protein 1-like. Gene Ontology annotation, molecular function: protein binding. The coding region runs from base 234 to 3047 and encodes 937 amino acids. The record is from RefSeq and is a predicted model, not a curated record. The transcript has 5 exons. Gene Ontology annotation, biological process: negative regulation of ethylene-activated signaling pathway. Lineage: Eukaryota; Viridiplantae; Streptophyta; Magnoliopsida; Proteales; Proteaceae.